GUAGAAUGUAGACUCGUAACAGAGAGGCUGACGCAACGUGUUUCACCAUCCAACUCGUGUGGUUCUCUCGGCAAGGCUUUCGUCCGAAAGGUCCGUAAGUAGAAUUUAAAAUAAAAAAAUAAAAGAAAAAAAAUUACCCCUGUUUGUAGAGAGAGAGAAGAGAGAGAAGAGAGCACAAUGGGUAAGGUAGUGGAGAAGAAGAAGAAGAAGAAAGGACGACCCUCUCUUUUAGAUCUCCAAAAGCGAAAUCUUAGACGACAACAACAACAGCAGGAGCAGCAACAGCAAAAGCGAAACCCUAAUUCUAAUCCCUAUUUGAAUUCGAAUUACAGAAAACCAAUCGUCCCCAACCCUAACCCUAAUCGUCGAUUCACUCGCCGUAACCCUUACCCUGACGGAAUCUCCGUGGCAGUCUCGGAAGGAGCCGCCGAUGCCGGAGAUGACGAUGACGAUGACGAUGACAAUGAUGAUGAAGAAGACGAAGAUUCUAACGAAGAUUCUAACGGUAAGCGCAGGGAGAAGAAGCUCAAGCUUGUCCUUCGACUGCCUUCAAAUCAGCAACACCGGUCUUCUUUGAAUUCUUCCUUGAAUUCUGGUUCUUAUGGCUCUGAUUCGUACGUGGAGGAUGAGAAAUCGGAGACGGCGGACAAGAAGAGGAGGAUUAAUGCCGUUGCUGACGGAUCUGGCCCCGGCGAUGCUGAAAAGGAAGAAAAAACGAAGUCUGCCUCAAAAGGGGAAGAGUCAGAGUUACGGUUGGAGCCGGGACCCACAACAUCUUUACCGGACAAAAAGUUGCUGUUGUUCAUCAUCGACAGGCUUCAAAAGAAGGACACAUAUGGAGUGUUUUCUGAUCCGGUGGAUCCAAACGAACUGCCAGAUUACCAUGAAAUCAUAGAGCAUCCAAUGGAUUUUGGAACUGUCAGGAUGAAAUUGGCUGGAGGGGCUUAUACAAGCUUGGAACAAUUUGAGAAAGAUAUCUUCUUGAUCUGUUCAAAUGCGAUGAGAUAUAAUUCACCAGAUACCAUUUACUACCGACAGGCACGCUCCAUGCAAGAGCUGGCUAAAAAGGAUUUUGAGAAUUUGAGGCAAGAUAGUGAAGAUAAUGAGCCAGAACCCAGAGUAGUGAGGAGAGGUAGACCACCGACCAAACAUCUGAAAAAGCCACCAGGAAGGCCUAAUUUUGAGCGUGCUGGCUCUGAGUUUUCUUCUGAUGCUACUCUUGCUACUGCGGGAGACUGUGCCAUCUGGAGUAACUCUCAUGAUCAAAGAAAAGGAUCUCUUCCAGAUAGGUCUGGGAUUUCUGAUGGAUCAGGGAGGACUUUCCAUGGGUCUCGGAACACUGAAGCAUAUACUAGUUGGUUGGCUGAGAGGAAGUCUGAGAAGAAUGAUGAAUUAUCAGGUUCUGGGUUGAAAGGUAUGUCAGUGAAGUAUGGGAAGAAACAGUUUGUUUUAGAUGAAAACAGGCGCAACACCUACAAGCAAUUCCAUCCAUUGGCUGUUGGUUGCAAGCCAUCAGUGUUUAAUGCCUAUGAUGGGGAACCAAAGCAGCUAAUGACUGUGGGGCUUCAGGCAGAAUAUGGCUACGCAAGGAGCCUAGCUCGCUUUGCUGCAAAUCUUGGGCCUGUUGCUUGGAAAAUUGCCUCCCAGAAGAUUGAAAGGGCAUUGCCAGCUGGACUGAAUUUUGGUCCUGGUUGGGUAGGAGAAAAUGAUGCCACACAGCUAUGGCCAUGGCCGCAGCCACAACCUCGCGUACAAGCAACAUCACCUGCACAUCUGCUACCACAGCCCUCUCCCCUACCUAAUAUCUCAACGUCAGCUGCAACCUCAAAUGAAGUUGAGCCUAAAGGAGAUGGAACAUCAGAAAAGAAUUCUUCAAAGAACUCUUUGUCAGAUGUCAUUGAUAGCAAGCAUCCACUUCCAUCUACUGCCACUUCUACAGUCAAGAUUAGAACUCCUGAACCAACUACAGCAGGAGGAGAAGCUGCUAGAGGAUUGAAUUAUGGCGGUGGAUUUAGCUUACUAAAUAGCAGUGUUGGGGCAAUCAGGCCUAGACCUCCCUUUCAACUUCAUCAGAGUCCCCUAAUCCACAAUACUAUGAAUGGUUUUAGUAGUGGAUUUGGGUUUAACCUUUCACCUCCGAUGGGGAAACUGGCAAGGACAGGUAGGCUGGCCGGGAACUUUGGUUCAGAGGCUGCAAUGGCUUCAGGAACACUUGGAACAGAUGUCAGAAGCAACAUGCAUCCAAAGCCUGUUGGCCAUGCAGAAUCAGAAUCGGACAAGUUGGGGGCUACAAAUACUAAAAAUUCUGGGGGUGUACUGCCAGUUUCCUGCCAAGAAUCGCAGUUAGUACCUGGAGUGGGGCAGCGUCACUCAUCAUGGGGGGGAUUGUCAGUGCACCAGAAAAUUGAUUCGGUUCCGCCUGACCUGAAUGUUAGGUUCCAGUCACCAGGGUCUCCAAGUUCCAGUAUGCCGGUUGAUUCACCGCAGCCAGAUCUAGCAUUGCAGCUCUGAGGAUCAUUCAGUUAAUUCUUAUUUUUUUGAUGUUUUUGACGUUUAGUUGGAGUUGGAGCUCCUGGGAAUGGAAGAGGCGUAGAAGCUCUCACUCUCUCUCUAGAUAAGUUUGUAGAACAUGGUCGCAAGCAAUUGUUGUAAAAGAGUAGGGGGAGGGAGGAGGUUUGUACAGAUUAAUGUAUUCUAAUCUAUUGGAUCAAAAUUUAACAGAGGAAAAGCGCAAGAAAAAGAAAAAAGUUCCAUUUGUAUUA
Macadamia integrifolia is the source of this 2762-nucleotide messenger RNA. RefSeq lists its product as uncharacterized. NCBI's taxonomy places the organism in Eukaryota, Viridiplantae, Streptophyta, Magnoliopsida, Proteales, Proteaceae. Gene Ontology annotation, molecular function: protein binding. The coding region runs from base 178 to 2511 and encodes 777 amino acids. The record is from RefSeq and is a predicted model, not a curated record. The transcript has 9 exons.